Messenger RNA from Python bivittatus (Burmese python), 3468 nucleotides. The record is from RefSeq and is a predicted model, not a curated record. NCBI's taxonomy places the organism in Eukaryota, Metazoa, Chordata, Lepidosauria, Squamata, Pythonidae.
AAAAACCUACUUUAUCCCUUUCUAGGGGAACUGAUGAUGAGCCUCCUGUGGUAUUACAGACCAGAGCACACUCAGGGAGGCCGUAAUUCUAGCAUGCAUCAGAAUGAGAUCUUUGCAUCCCGACACCAGGACGAGAACAGCGUGGCCUGUAUUGAGGAGAAGUGCUAUGUUCUGACCUUUGCAGAGUACUGCAGAUUUUGUGCCUUGGCAAAGCGUCGUGUGGAAGGGAUUCCAGGCAAGAAAACAGUGAUGGUUCCUCCAUCUGAAGAGUAUUCCACCCCUGCCCAUCGCAAGGUGCCAGAGGACACUGAUCCAGAGUUGGUUUUCCUCUGCCGUCACGUCUAUGAUUUCAGGCAUGGACGCAUCUUGAAGAAUCCACAAUAAUACUGCUGUGGGUUUAGUGAGUAGCGACAGCAAGCCAUUAGGCAGGCUGAGCUCUUUGUCCAUGUAGGGGCCUCCUUUUGUGGAGUGCUGCCCACAGGCACUGAAUAACAUCCCCGAAGCACUCAGUCCUCUACAUUUGGAAGCAGAUUUCCUGUUAAGGCAGAUCUUCAAAGCACAGCACUUCAUAUAAAAAGCAUAAAUGGAAAUAUAUAUCUAUAAAGAAAUGUGUGUCUGUAUAUAGAUAUAGGUGCUUGCUUCUGUAAAUCUAUAUCUAUAUAUCUGUACAAUGAGCUUCAUAUACUGGAGGGAGGGGGGAAGAGAGGAUAAAAGUGGAUAAAAGCCAGUAAACUGAAUCUAGAGCCAAUCUUGCUGGGGAUGGGUAGAACAUACUGAAGGAAAACUUCAGUGUAGGAGUGAGUCAAACUAUAAAAAGGUUCCUGGUGUCAUGUUCUUCUAAGAAGAGGAAGGACGUAUAUCCUUUUGUUUAGUAUGAUAUUGAACAUGGAGAUGAGACCUUGUUUUUGGAGCCAUUAAUAUACUGAAAAUCCUUCUCAUAUUCUGCAUACAUACCACUUGAGAAGGGAAGGACCACACUCAAGGUAUUUUGUAUUCUGUGAUUGCCCAGUCAGAUUGGUUGUUUUGGGCAUCACCUUCAAAGCAGGAAGUGGGAAGGAUGUAAUAGGAUCACCUCACACUAUUGUGAAAAGCUGCAUAUCCUUCUAAGGUUGAAGCUCUUAGCCAAUUGCUUAGCAUUAACUUACAUUGACAUCUGUAGGAUUUAUUUCCAAAUAAAUGCCAUAAAAGUCAGGAUAUCAGGAAACAGGCCCAGCCUUAAAGAUCACUCUAAUUGGGCACAGCGGUGGUGGGGAUGGUAGGGUGGCACUUGAAAAGUUCUCAGAGCUUGAGACAUAAAUAACAGCUGCUACAAUACUGAUCUCUUCUCUCCACAAACCUAGAGAGGCCUGCCUUCUUUGGGCAGAGGUAAUUUAUAUUCUUUCCCUUCCCCAUCCCAUUUUCUUUGCUCUCAUGUACAGUCCUUGUAGAACCUGGAUUUGCAUACUCAUCUACCUGGGAGGGCUAGAAGCCAGAGUUGAGAAAUGAUAGCAUAGUGCGUAGUGCUUGAGUUUCAGUCUUGAAACAGGCAUUGUAACCCAGCUGAAUCUGCUUUUUGCCUGUCUACCUCUCUUCUCUCCCACCUACCCCAGAAUAUCUUAACACUGACAUAUGAACAUGCCCAUGAUGGUGAGACUCUGGCUUCCAAAAGGAACUGACCAAUGAGAGGUUUGCAUUUUGAGAAACUGCUACUUGAUUCUCACGGAUAUUUCUGCCUCUUGCCUUACAUGUAUAGCUCUUAGAAUACUUUAGUUUAGCUUUAACACAAAGCUGUUUCAGUUAAUUCUAAAGCAAACCAAAGGACAGCAUAAGAAGAGUCCACCAAAUCAGUCAACACCCAACUGGGAUUCCAUUUGUAGAUUGCACUAAUUCUAAAGGAGAAUCAACACUGUAUCAGUCCAUGUACCUGCUGACAGCCAGAGUUGCUCACCUGAACUGGGGACCUAUGUGGUUGCUUUUUUUUUCUUUUGUAAGGGGGUGGGGGAGAUUUAAUUAGUAUUAUUAUAGAAGUGUUCCUACGGCUUUAAUAUUGUUGUCUUUUCAAGUAGAAUUAGCACUAUCUGUUCUGACCCUCAGGCUAGAAGCAUGAGUUUGGCCACCAGUGCUCUAUGUCUGUUAGUUCUGGAGAAAGUAGCCCUACCAUGUUCAGCUUCUUGUGUGUUGACGCAAAUGGUAUCUGCAGACUUGCUCUACAUACCAAAGAGGGGAAGUGAUGGGGGAGAGCUGUAAAAAAAUCUAACCAUGGUGGAUAGCAGAGAUCAGGUGGUGAUUCCAUUCCAGUAGGAAUGGAUGUAUUCCUGUUUGGGGGAGGAAUCUUCCACCCUAACACUGAGCAUGAAUUAUCCGAGCUUGCUAGUGUCAAAGUAGUGGCUUCCUUUAUCAGAACCACUGCUUGGACACAGAAGGGCUCUUUGUUGACUAAGGCUACAAAGCAUAUCUUGUUACAGCACAGGAAUGGAACAGAAGAUUCUGUACAACUUUUCUUCACACAAGGGAAAGCAACCCUGGAGAGGGAACUGAUUAAUGGAAGGGGUAAGCAGAGAGAAUGCUUUGGGAGCAGUAUUAUAUGCUCAGUAGCUGUGGCCUGUUCUUCCAUUUGCCAAGUCGAGGGAAUUGUAGAGAUAAAGAAAUAGUCCUCGAAUGAUCUGGGUAGGAGUGUGUAUGAAGGGUUGGUUAGUCUGAUCUAUGCAGAAUCAGAUUCGGGAUUCUUUUUUUCUUUUUCUUAACUAGAAAUGGGAGAGAAACUCUACUGCUAGAGAGCCUCUCCCCCCCCCCCCCAAAUUCUGAGAAUUCAUGGUGUGGUGGCUGGAAUCCUCAGCAUGGUGAACUGAGACCCAGAUUCAGGGUGGUCUUCCUGCCCUAAUGAGAGAAGUGGAGAUUUAGCUUCAGAAACCAGAAUAACUUCCUAACGUCCUGAUUUCUGUUGCUGCUUCCUCUUCUUCCCUUCUCUGGCUUCUUCUCCAGGCAGGAAAGCAACAGUUGUCCAAAAACAAACAAACAAAAAAAUAGUUAGCUGCCCAAUUCUGAAAUAGGGUUGGAGCCCCUUUUCUGGAGAAGAGAAACCCAAAAUCCUUCCCUGCUUCUGAUAAUUGUCAGAAUCUACUUCAGGCCAAGAAUAUUGUUUUAAAGAUUUGUGUAGUUGUUUUAUGCUGUUUGCAGACAGCAUGUAAAUGAUUUGAAAUGUCUUAUCUUCAAUGAAAAUAUUUCAUGCUUUUUUAAUCUAUUAGAUAUGGAAAUAUUUUUGAAACUGAAAAUGCAGUCAGUAGAAUUUAAAUUGAAAUGUAAUACAUGUAAAAUAUAUUUUAGUUGAUAAUUUUGUAAAAUGCACUUUUUGUGUCUCUUCCCUUGUUUCCCAGAUCUGUAUUUCAGUGUUUACAGAUGGAAUGAGAACAUUCCCUAUACUCUCCUUCUGUGAAAAAGAUAUAUUAGAAGUAAUUCUUAAAAAUAAAUUUGAGAAAUUGUAUUGACUUA